AUAGGUUAUAAAAAGUAGUUGCUUGACAGACGUCAACCGGAACGCAAGCGCACGAUUUUAAUUCGCGAUAUUUUUGACAUUUAUAAUUCAUAUAAAAUAAAUUCGAGCGCGAACUACGAAAAGUGAUAACAAUAUUACCAUGAUUCUAAAUAUAACUUGUGAUUGUGUUUCGUAAAAAAAAUAACCUAUACGUGACAUUGUUUUUUUUGUUUUGGCUCCCGGCUUCUAUCGUUUAUUCAGCCAGCAUGGAACGAAAAAAGGAAAGCAGUUCUAAACGGCAGAUAUUAACCGCUUUGGUUGCAACAAUACCAACCUUCACAUAUGGCAUCCAGAUCGGCUGGCUGUCUCCAAUGGGACCUCUUCUCAAGUCUGAAUUAACACCCGCGCAGGAACCUUUGUCAGACAGUGACAUCUCUUGGAUGGCGGCCGCACUACCACUAGCCGCCAUUUGUGGGAUACCAUUCUUCAGUUACGCUUCAGAUCGAUAUGGAAGAAAAAUCUGCGUGAUACUUGUGUCUUUACUGUCCUGUAUAUCAUGGACGAUAAAACUGACAGCGGUUCUGUCACCAGCCCUUAUAUCAGCAAGGGUGAUAGCUGGGCUGGCAGCCGGUGGCUGUUUCGUAGUGGUACCAGUUUACCUUAAAGAAAUAUCCGAAGACACGCUUCGAGGUGCCUUGGGGUCACUUAAUAUGACCAUGUGCAAACUAGGGGUCAUAUUCGUGUACGCUGUGGGCAUGGCGACCUCGUACCAAGUGAAUCAAGCAGUUUACCUGGCCGUGGCGGCCGUCCACGUGAUCGUCUUCUGUUUUAUGCCAGAAUCUCCCAAUUAUUUGCUGAAGAUCGGCGAGGAAAAGAAAGCAGCCAAAACGAUAUCCUGGUUGAGGAGUCUGAACAGGGACCACAACCAGGUUGUAGAGGAACUGCUAAAGCUGAAGGAUGAGCAGCGGCAGUUCGAGGAGACCACCCGGGUUUCACUGCUCAGUGUGGUACGCGAUCGAACGACAUUCUCGGCGCUUCGGAUGACCCUGAUGCUCAUGGCGAUGCAGACACUCUCAGGGUGCUUCGCCCUAAUGAACUACGCGGCCGACGUUUUCCACAGAGCUGGCACUCAGUGGAGCCCUAACACGCUGGCCCUCGCUGUCGGCUCCCUGCAGCUGGCUGGGUCAUUCUUCACUACUAUUUCCAUUGAAAAAUUUGGACGAAAGAUACCCCUAGCAUGCAGUUCUCUAGUCGUAUCAAUAUGUAUGACGACGUUGGCAACCUGUUUCUUACUUGGCACGGGCGUAGUGAGCUGGUUGCCCGUGGUGGCCGUAUGUCUCUGUAUCCUGGCUUACGGAGCCGGCCUGGCUCCGGUACCCAUGGUUAUCAUGGCUGAAGUUUUCCCUUUCCAGGUCCGAGCAAGAAUGGCGGGAGCAUCGAUGGCGUUUUCCUUCUUUUGCAGUUCAAUGACGGUUCUCUUCUACACGCCUAUAGCCAACCAGUUUGGACCCUACGUUGUAUUCUAUACAUUUGCAGCUGUAACAUUGUUCGGUGUACUUUAUACUAUUCUGUGGGUACCAGAAACUAAAGGGAAAAGUUUAGAGGAAAUACAAAAAUAUUGGAGAAAGACUGAGCCAGUUUUUGUGUGAACUAUGCCUUAUUUGGGAGAGAGAGAAAGAGAAAGAAAGAGAUAGAGAUGUUGGUUCAAGGUACACAUUCCCUUUUAUAGUUUUAUUGUGACAUGUCUUCUUCGAUGAAGACGAUGAUGAUAAGAAACUUCUUAAGUUUGAUAAUGAAAAAAAUAUGAAAUGCCUAAUACGUAAGCAUUGUUUUUUCGGUUGAUAUGUCAACCUGUUUCUUGUGAGACUUA
Molecule: messenger RNA, 1849 nt
Organism: Spodoptera exigua (beet armyworm)
Lineage: Eukaryota; Metazoa; Arthropoda; Insecta; Lepidoptera; Noctuidae
Source: the annotation of a GenBank genome assembly